Molecule: messenger RNA, 762 nt
Organism: Schistocerca piceifrons (Central American locust)
Lineage: Eukaryota; Metazoa; Arthropoda; Insecta; Orthoptera; Acrididae
Product: putative lysozyme-like protein
Exons: 2
Coding region: 1-762 (253 amino acids)
Source: RefSeq, a predicted model, not a curated record
AUGGACGCACAAGCAGUCGCCUCGUCUAACAGCGCACCCCUGCUGCUGCUCAGCGCCGGCCGGCCGCGCAGCGUGUCGCCCGUCUCGCCCACACACGAACUCACCGAUCUGCGCGGCGCGCGGCUGUUCCGCGCCAUCGGCCGGCGUCUCGGCCGCGAGACCGACGAGGACUCUUCGUCCUCGACCGACUCCGACUCGCGGUCCUCCUCGUCCGGAGCCUGCUCCGGCAGCGGCAGCGGCUCUUCCGGCAAGGGAGACAGCGCUGCCGGCUCCUCUUCCGGCGCCAGCGGCAGUGGCAGCGACGACUCGGGCGUAGGCUUGAGUCCGCGCACCACAGGGCCGCCGAACGCCGGGGAUGCCUGCGGCCGCUCCGGCGCGCACGCCUUCCGCAAGGUGUUCCAGUCGCUCAGCAUCAACGCCCGCAGCCACAGCGCCAGCUGCGCCUCCAGCUCUUCGUCGCCCGCCACGCCGACGGGCCACGCCGGCCGCUCCAGCCGCCUCUCCGUGGCCGCCGCAGCCGCCGCCGCUCUCUCCUCUUCCUCCUCGGGGGGAAGAAAUGGCAGCGGAGGCAGCAACAAGAAGUCGCCGAAGCGCAUUCUGCGCUCGCCCGUCGCCUACACGUACGUGCGCGGCCUGUCCGGGCUGCCGACACAGCGCGUGCCGCGCGACUACCCCUGCGUGCUGCUGCCGCAGCCGGCGUGCUGCAGCGGCAAGUACCCGACAGCACCCAGACACUUCGCCGGACACGGCCUCAACCGCUGA